Molecule: messenger RNA, 915 nt
Organism: Nerophis lumbriciformis (worm pipefish)
Lineage: Eukaryota; Metazoa; Chordata; Actinopteri; Syngnathiformes; Syngnathidae
Source: RefSeq, a predicted model, not a curated record
AUGGGACGGAAGAAACAGGGCAAGUUUGUGCGACAUGACAACAAAGGAAAAGAAAAACGACACAAAGUGAAAGGGAAAACAUUAGAGGCUUUUACAGAAGAAAUGCACUGUGCAUUUGAAGCAAGUCUUCACAAAGAUGAUGUGGGAGCAGAGACCCCCCAAAUGAAGCUACCUUGCCCCCUUGCCAUGUGGGAGUUGGGCCACUGUGACCCUAAGCGUUGCACAGGCCGAAAACUAGUACGAAAGGGUUUCGUACGCAACCUCCGCCUAAAUCAGAGGUUUAACGGACUGAUUUUGAGCCCUAUGGGUACAAAAUAUGUGACGCCAGCUGACAGGGAGAUUGUGGCCCAGCAAGGACUAGCAGUAAUUGAUUGCUCCUGGGCCAAACUUGAGGAGACCCCGUUCAACAAGAUGGUUGGAAGUCAUCCACGGUUGCUACCUUACCUCGUCGCUGCAAACCCGGUCAACUACGGGAAGCCGUGCAAAUUAUCUUGCGUCGAGGCCUUUGCAGCCACUUUUUGUAUUGUCGGUUUCGAGGAACUGGCUGUGCUGCUAUUGAAGAAAUUUAAGUGGGGGACUGUGUUCCUGGAGCUUAAUAAAGUUCUGCUGAAGAGUUAUGCUGCCUGCCAAUCAGAGGAAGAGCUUCUUGCUGUGGAGAAGGAAUUUCUAACUUCUAAACCAGAAGAGGAGGAAAUAGAUCCAUUUGACGUCAACUCGGGAGUUGAAUGUAUGAAUCUCAACAGACGUCAUUGGGAACCUGAUGAGGAGGAUUCCAGCGAGGACAACGACACGUCAGAUGGCGAGAAUGAUGAUGAGGACACUGAUGAUGAAGCAGAAGAUGGUGAAAAACAUAAUGAGUCAGAAAAUGUCUCAGACGUUGAAGAGGAAGUGGCUGCAGCAAAGUCGUCACAUUAA